UGGUUCAUUGAGCUCUUCCGUGUUCGUUAUCUUUGAUUGAUGAUGGGUUUUUGGUAUUUUAAUGAUGUAUUUAUGCUGUUACCAGAUGUUCGAUAGAUGUAAGCUUGUAGCCUAAUUUCAUAUGCAUGUAACCAACCGCUUUACCUAAUAUCUAAUAAUCUUUGUAUUAAUUGUCAUCAAAGUUAAAGCCCUUGACGUUGAAAGGAUGACACAAGCUUUCUCCUGGUUUACUUAUCUUUUGGUCUGUCUGAAAACAUUGGCUUUAAAGAUGGAAGCAGAAACGUCUUGGACCACUUAUCCGUACAACUACAUUACCACACAUGUCCCUGAAGCUGAAUCAUACUCUGAUGAGCAGAGCCAAGAUGAGACCAAAGUCCAAACCUUUCCAAUGGAUUCUCUUCUCCCAAACGAUUUAUUAGAAAGAAUCCUCACCUUUCUCCCCAUCGCAAGCAUCUUCAGAGCUGGCACCGUCUGCAAAAGAUGGAACGAGAUUGUAUCUUCUCAAAGAUUCUUAUCCAACUUCUCCAACAACAACAGCUCUGUUCCUCAGAGUCCUUGGUACUUCAUGUUCACUAGCACGGACGACCCAUCCGGUUAUGCUUACGACCCGGUUAUCAGAAAAUGGUACAGCUUCGAUCUCCCAUGCAUCGAGACUUCGAACUGGUUCGUUGCUUCCUCUUGUGGGUUGGUUUGUUUCAUGGAUAAUGACUGCAGAAACAAGAUCUAUGUCUCAAACCCGAUAACCAAACAUUGGAGGAAGCUCACCGAACCGCCCGGUCACAGAUCAACAGACUACACCGCAUUGUCUACCUCUGUAAACAGAGCAAAACAGAGUUACUCUGUUUCGAUAGUGAAGUCAAAGCAAGUUCCGGGGGACUUCUUCCAGUGGGAUCUCUCUGUUCAUCUCUACAGCUCCGAGACAAUGACUUGGACGACACGUGUAACCGAUGUCUUAACCGGAUGGAGAGGAGGAGACGAGAGUGUGAUCUGCGACAAUGUUCUGUAUUUCUUGAUUUACUCAACCGGAGGCUCUGAUCAUCGCCACGGCUUGGUUGCUUUGGAACUAUCGUCCACAUCAUCCUCUAGCGGAGUCUUGAUGAGGAGUUUUAUACCAAUGCCGUGUUCUUUAACCUGUGGAAGGUUGAUGAACCUGAAGGAGAAGCUUGUGGUCGUUGGAGGGAUAGGGAAACACGAUAGACCAGACAUCAUCAAAGGGAUUGGUGUUUGGGUUCUGAAAGGAGGAGGAGGCAAAGAGUGGCAAGAAGUGGCGAGAAUGCCUCAGAGAUUCUUCCAAGGCUUCGGUGAGUUGGAUGAUGUUUUUGCUAGUAGUGGCAGUGAUGAUAUGGUUUACGUUCAGAGCUAUGGAUCUCCUGCGCUUUUGACUUUCGACAUGAACUUAAAGUGUUGGAAGUGGUCUCAGAAGUGUCCUGUCUCCAAGAAGUUCCCUCUUCAGCUCUUUACUGGAUUCUGCUUCGAACCAAGGCUCGAGAUCGCUCCAUAGAUGUAUGUGAAAGUGUUGGCCUUUUGGGUUUGUUUUUGCACAGAGAAAUGGCUUUGAGGUUGAAGAAAAGUAUUGUUAUUUACAAUUUGGUACUUCAUUAAUCAUUGAUUUCUCAAAAGAGGCCCAUAUAGUUUUUAAUAUAGUAAGUCGAAUCCAUAUUAACGUCCACAGUAUCUCAUUGUACUGUACUGAAACUGGAGUUUGUCUUGUUGCUGUUCCUGGUGGAUAAAAUUAAACUUUUAUCUUACUGCAACUAUUAAUAAUGAAUUUUUUAAGGUGUAUUCAUUGAAGAUACUUGUAACUUGUUUUAAGAUUUUAUGUUUUUGUACUUGAAUUGAAUUGAAUUGAAACUGGACCUAGUUUGGUGA
Raphanus sativus (radish) is the source of this 1869-nucleotide messenger RNA. Its product is annotated as F-box/kelch-repeat protein At3g61590. Gene Ontology annotation, molecular function: protein binding. The record is from RefSeq and is a predicted model, not a curated record. NCBI's taxonomy places the organism in Eukaryota, Viridiplantae, Streptophyta, Magnoliopsida, Brassicales, Brassicaceae. The coding region runs from base 206 to 1501 and encodes 431 amino acids. The transcript has 2 exons.